AUGUCUCAAAUGUCGGCUUAUGCUAAGUUUUUGAAGGAAAUCCUCUCCAAUAAAAGGAAACUAGAAGAUGAGCUCAUCACCUUGCCAUACCAAGUAAGUGCUCUAGUGCAAUGUGCCAUGCCUAAGAAGCAAAGAGACCCCGGAAGCUUCACCUUGCCGGUGAAGAUAGGUGACUUGGAGCCUAAAGGAGCGUUGGCCGAUUUAGGAGCAAGUGUGAUUUUGAUGCCUUUAUCCAUAGCUAAGCACCUAAAUCUUCCUCUUUAUCCUACACCGAAGACUAUUCAAUUGGUGGAUCGAACUGUGAGAGUGUCACAUGAUCUGUUUUUUGGUUUCUCUGGAAGUUUUCUUCGUCAGAAAUGGAAGGAAAUUGAUAGAAUUUUGCGUCUCUCUACUCUAGAUCUCUGA
Messenger RNA from Beta vulgaris subsp. vulgaris (sugar beet), 405 nucleotides. RefSeq lists its product as uncharacterized. The transcript has 2 exons. The coding region runs from base 1 to 405 and encodes 134 amino acids. NCBI's taxonomy places the organism in Eukaryota, Viridiplantae, Streptophyta, Magnoliopsida, Caryophyllales, Amaranthaceae. The record is from RefSeq and is a predicted model, not a curated record.